This is a messenger RNA of Phoenix dactylifera (date palm), 660 nucleotides long. Lineage: Eukaryota; Viridiplantae; Streptophyta; Magnoliopsida; Arecales; Arecaceae. The record is from RefSeq and is a predicted model, not a curated record.
AUGGCUGGAGGGAUAACCCCAUUCCUUGUGCUGGUAUUGGUGCUAUCUCUAAGCAAUGCUCCAAGACUCUCUUCGGCUCAGAGGCGCCCAAGACUCCCCAAGGUUCCAAAAGGCCCCGAAUCGAUCAUCUCGCCAUCUCCGCCUGAUAUCCCAAGUGUUGAAGAGCUGGAUUUCAAUCUACAAGGCCGCGACCCAAGUGGGGGCCCCAAACUCCCCAAGGUUCCAAGAGGCCCCGAACCGAUCAUCUCGCCAUCUCCGCCUGCUAUUCCGAGUGUUGAAGAGCUGGAUAUCUUUCUACAGGGCCGCGACCCAAGUGGGGGCCCCAAACUCCCCAAGGUUCCAAAAGGCCCUGAACCGGUCAUCUCGCCCUCUCCGCCUGAUAUCCCAAGUGUUGACGAUCUGGAUUUCUUUCUACAGGGCCGCGACCCAAGUGGGGGCCCCAAACUCCCCAAGGUUCCAAAAGGCCCCGAACCGAUCAUCUCGCCAUCUCCGCCGGAUAUCCCAAGUGUUGACGAACUGAAUUUCUUUCUACAAGGCGGCGACCCAAGUGGGGGCUCCAAACUCCCCAAGGUUCCAAAGGGCCCGGGACCCCACACUCCCAAAGGUUCACCUUCUCCGCCUGAUAUCCCAAGCGGCGGCGAAUUUGAUUUAUUUCCAUGA